GCCGCUGCACGCUGGAGGACAAACCCACGCUUUCAUUCUCUACCUCCCUCCAUCUCCUCCUCUUCCUCCUGCUCUCCUUCUCUCACUGCACUCCACCUUUUCAUUGUGCUGCUUCCUCCGGCGGGGGAGGGUGGGUGGAUUCCUGAGCGGAGGGGCGGUGUGAUAUGUGAAGACGCUGACAGAUGGAUGGAUGAGGAGCAAACAGAAGCAUGAUGCUGCCACCACCGUUGCCGUGGUGCGUUUGCUGAGCCAGCGAUUUCUACCUUAACACUGGUGAGACACAGAAAGAGAGAGAGGGACAGUGAGGUUCAUCUUUUAUGUCACUCGCCCUCCAUCACUCUGUUGCUGUCUUGGAUUGUCUCCACUGAGACUGCAGCUAAAUCUUGGAUUACUUCUCUACCAUUUCCAUGUUGGAGUGCAUUUGAAUCUCAGGUUGAUAAUAAGGAUUACUCUGGCUCUUUAAAAGCUCAUUUAUUCUCCUUGGUUUUUGACUCAUGCGCUUGCAAACUGAGUUUUCUUCACUGGACACAUUGAUCUUGCUGGAUCUUCCUUUGCAGAGUUUUUUGAGGCUGCAGGAAAGUUCAUUCCCUUGAAGGCUCAAGUUUAUCCUCUUGGACUCGACCUUAAACUGUUGAAACUUGAGCAGCAAAACUCCAACUCUGGUUUCCUCUCAUCAAAUCAAUUAGACUCAACUGGAACCUCCUUGGGAACUCUUACAUUUCCUUCCUGAGUCUGUCCUCAAUGCCUCUUUGGACUUGUCUCGUCUAAAUAUUUCACCGUCCUCUCUGGAUUUUCAUCAUGGAGCUACAGAGCGCUACCAGCAGCCUCCCUGGCCCUCUUACCCCUGGCCCUCUCUCCCCAACUAUGGACUAUGCCGGCCCUCUGUCCCCAUCAUCAGGCGGUCCAGGCCCGUCUCACGCCAGCCCUGUACGGGGUCCAAGCCCCAGCCUUAGCCCCAUCAGGGGGCCCAGCCCUGGCCCUGGAUUUUCGGGACAAGCUGCCUUCAACUACAACCAGCUGGAAGGAAGGUUUAAACAGCUACAAGAUGAGCGUGAGGCGGUGCAGAAGAAGACCUUCACUAAGUGGGUGAACUCCCACCUGUCCAGAGUUUCCUGUCGGAUCACUGACCUUUACAUGGACCUGAGGGACGGACGCAUGCUCAUCAAACUGCUUGAGGUCCUGUCAGGAGAGAGACUGCCCAAACCCACCAAGGGCCGGAUGAGGAUCCACUGCCUGGAGAACGUGGACAAGGCUCUGCAGUUCCUGAAGGAGCAGAGGGUCCACCUGGAGAACAUGGGUUCCCACGACAUCGUAGACGGAAACCACCGACUUACCCUCGGACUCAUCUGGACCAUCAUUCUCCGCUUCCAGAUCCAGGACAUCAGUGUGGAGACAGAGGACAACAAGGAGAAGAAAUCUGCUAAAGAUGCUCUGCUGCUCUGGUGUCAGAUGAAAACAGCAGGAUAUCCAAACGUCAACAUCCACAACUUCACCACCAGCUGGAGAGACGGUAUGGCCUUCAACGCUCUCAUCCACAAACACAGACCGGAUUUGAUCGACUUCGACAAGCUGAAGAAAUCAAAUGCUCACUACAAUCUUCAGAAUGCCUUCAACCUGGCCGAGCAGCACCUGGGUCUCACCAAGCUGCUGGACCCUGAAGACAUCAGUGUGGACCAUCCUGAUGAGAAGUCCAUCAUCACCUAUGUGGUCACAUACUAUCACUACUUCUCUAAGAUGAAGGCCCUGAAAGUUGAAGGGAAGAGGAUCGGCAAGGUUUUGGACAACGCCAUCGAGACAGAGAAGAUGAUUGAGAAGUACGAGUCUCUGGCUUCAGACCUCCUGGAGUGGAUUGAACAGACCAUCAUCAUCCUCAACAACAGGAAGUUCGCAAACUCUCUGGUGGGAGUCCAGCAGCAGCUGCAAGCCUUCAACACGUACCGCACAGUGGAAAAACCACCAAAGUUCACAGAAAAGGGAAACCUGGAGGUUCUUCUGUUUACCAUCCAGAGUAAAAUGAGAGCAAACAACCAGAAAGUCUACACACCCAGAGAGGGAAAGCUCAUCUCUGACAUCAACAAGGCAUGGGAGCGUCUAGAGAAGGCGGAGCAUGAACGGGAGCUGGCCCUGAGGACAGAGUUGAUUCGUCAGGAGAAGCUGGAGCAGCUAGCACGACGCUUUGACCGCAAAGCCGCAAUGAGGGAGACGUGGCUGAGUGAGAACCAGCGGCUUGUCUCUCAGGAUAACUUUGGAUUUGACCUCCAGGCUGUAGAAGCAGCCACUAAGAAACAUGAAGCCAUAGAGACAGACAUUGCUGCGUAUGAGGAGCGAGUUCAGGCGGUGGUUGCCGUGGCAAAAGAGCUGGAGGCGGAGAGUUACCAUGACAUCAAACGCAUCACAGCCAGGAAAGACAACGUGAUCCGGCUGUGGGAGUACCUGCUGGAGCUGCUGAAGGCCCGGAGGACGAGACUGGAAUCCAAUCUGGGCCUGCAGAGAGUCUUCCAGGAGAUGCUCUACAUCAUGGACUGGAUGGACGAGAUGAAGAUGUUACUGCUCUCUCAGGAUUAUGGAAAACACCUGCUUGGAGUGGAGGACCUGCUGCAGAAACACGCUCUGGUAGAGGCUGACAUCGCCAUCCAGGCGGACAGAGUUCGAAACGUCAACAGCAACGCACAGAAGUUUGCAGAUGACACGGAGGGUUAUAAGCCCUGUGAUCCUCAGGUCAUCAGAGAUCGCGUCGCUCACAUGGAGUUCUGCUACCAGGAGCUGAGUCAGCUGGCGGCUGAGCGGCGAGCUCGGCUUGAGGAGUCACGACGCCUCUGGAAGUUCUUCUGGGAAAUGGCUGAGGAGGAGGGCUGGAUCCGGGAGAAGGAACAGAUCCUGUCUUCUGAGGAUUAUGGGAAGGAUCUUACUGGAGCAUUGCGCCUGCUGAGUCAACACAAAGCCUUCGAAGAUGAGAUGAGCGGGCGAGCAGCCCACCUGCAGCAGACCAUCAAACAAGGAGAGGAGCUGGUGGCAAACAAUCAUUUUGGUGCAGACAAGAUUAAAGAACGCAUCCAGGACAUCCAGGAUCAGUGGGCGGCCCUUGAAAAUCUCUCUGCUGUCCGUAAAGCUCGCCUGCAGGAGGCCUGCAACCAGCACCAGUUCCAGGCUGAUGCUGAUGACAUCGACACAUGGAUGCUGGACGUACUCCGUAUUGUCUCCAGCGUGGACGUCGGUCAUGAUGAGUUCUCUGCUCAGACUCUGGUGAAGAAACACAAGGAUGUAGCUGAGGAAAUCAACAGCUACCGACCUGUCAUUGACGCCCUGCACGAACAAUCUCGCACACUGCCACCUGAGAAAGCCAACUCUGAGGAGGUCCAGAACAGACUGGCAGGCAUCGAGGAGCGUUACAAAGAGGUGGUGGAGCUGACACGGCUUAGGAAGCAGGCGCUGCAGGACGCUCUGGCUCUCUACAAGAUGAUGAGCGAAGCCAACGCCUGCGAGGUUUGGAUUGAUGAGAAGGAGCAGUGGCUCAACAGCAUGGAGAUCCCUGAGAAACUGGAGGACCUGGAGGUGGUACAGCACCGAUUCGAAAGUUUGGAGCCAGAGAUGAACAGCCAAGCGUCCAGAGUCGCCGUGGUCAACCAGGUUGCCCGGCAGCUGAUCCACAGCGGACAUCCCAGUGAGAAGGAGAUCAAAGCUCAGCAGGACAAACUCAACACCAGGUGGAGUCAGUUCAGGGAUCUGGUGGACCGGAAGAAAGACAGCCUGAACUCAGCUUUGGGCGUCCAGAACUAUCACCUGGAGUGCAACGAGACAAAGUCAUGGAUCAAAGAAAAGACCAAGGUCAUCGAGUCAACUCAGGAGCUGGGGAACGACCUGGCCGGUGUCAUGGCUCUGCAGAGGAAGCUGACAGGAAUGGAGCGAGACCUUGCUGCAAUCGAAGACAAACUGGGUGACCUGGGAAAGGAAGCCGACCGCCUGGCCUCAGAACACCCGGAGCAGUCUGAGGCAAUCAAGGGACGACUGGCCGAAAUCACCGGCGUCUGGGAUGAGAUGAAGGACACCAUGAAGAACCGGGAGGAGUCGCUGGGUGAGGCCAGUAAGCUGCAGCAGUUCCUGCGUGACCUGGACGAUUUCCAGUCAUGGCUAUCCCGCACUCAGACAGCCAUUGCUUCAGAAGACAUGCCCAACACUCUGGCUGAGGCUGAGAAGCUUCUGGCCCAGCAUGAAGGCAUCAAGAACGAGAUCCGCAACUACGAGGAAGACUAUCAGAAGAUGCGGGACAUGGGUGAGAUGGUGACGCAGGGCCAAACAGAUGCACAGUACAUGUUCCUGCGACAGCGGCUUCAGGCGCUCGACACUGGCUGGAAUGAGCUACACAAGAUGUGGGAGAACCGUCAGAACCUGCUGUCCCAGUCCCACGCCUACCAGCUGUUCCUCAGGGACACCAAGCAGGCAGAGGCCUUCCUCAACAACCAGGAGUAUGUCCUCGCUCACACUGAGAUGCCCAGCACUCUGGAGGGGGCCGAGGCAGCCAUCAAGAAGCAGGAGGACUUCAUGACUACCAUGGAUGCCAACGAGGAGAAGAUCAGCGGCGUGGUUGACGCCGGACGCCGACUUGUGACCGACGGCAACAUCAGCGCUGAGCGCAUUCAGGAAAAAGUGGACUCCAUCGACCAGAGACACAAGAAGAACCGAGAGGCUGCCAGUGACCUGCUUGCAAGGCUGAAAGACAACAGAGAUCUACAGAAGUUCCUACAGGACUGCCAGGAGCUGUCCCUGUGGAUCAAUGAGAAGAUGCUGACAGCUCAGGACAUGACGUACGACGAGGCCAGGAACCUUCACAGCAAGUGGCUCAAACACCAGGCCUUCAUGGCAGAGCUGCAGUCCAACAAGGAGUGGCUGGACAAGAUUGACAAGGAUGGGAAGGCGCUGAUGGCGGAGAAGCCAGAGACGGAGGCCAUGGUUAAAGAGAAACUGGCAUCUCUAAAGACAAUGUGGCAGGACCUCGAGUCGACCACCCAGACCAAAGCCAAGUGUCUGUUUGAUGCCAACAAGGCUGAGCUAUUUACACAGAGCUGCGCUGACCUCGACAAGUGGAUGGCCAACCUGGAGGGACAGCUUCAGUCCGAUGACUACGGCAAAGAUCUCACCUCUGUUAACAUCCUUCUAAAGAAACAGCAGAUCCUGGAGAGCCAGGUGGAGGUGCGUCAGAAAGAGGUGGGUGAACUGCAGAGCCAGUCACAGGCCCUCAGUCAGGAGGGGAAAGGCUCUGAGGAGGUGGACGGACAGAGGAUCAGCGUGGAGAAGAAGUUCAAUGCCCUCCAGGCACCACUGAAGAAGAGACGAGACCACCUUAUGGCCUCCCGUGAGAUCCACCAGUUUAACAGGGAUGUGGAGGACGAGAUUCUCUGGGUGGAGGAAAGGAUGCCACUGGCCACAUCCACAGACCAUGGACACAACCUGCAGACUGUUCAGCUGCUCAUCAAGAAGAACCAGACGCUACAGAAGGAGAUCCAGGGCCAUCAGCCUCGUUAUGACGACAUCUUCGAGCGCAGCCAGCACGUGCUGAGGGAGGACAGUCCCACGACCGAAGUGAUCCGCCAGCGUCUUAGCGAGCUUCAGUCACUAUGGGAACAGAUCAAGAAGGAGACAGAGAACCGCCACGCCCGUCUCAGCGAGGCUCACAAGGCUCAGCAGUACUACUUUGACGCCGCUGAGGCAGAGGCCUGGAUGAGUGAACAAGAACUCUACAUGAUGUCAGAGGAGAAGGCCAAGGACGAGCAGAGUUCAGUGGCCAUGCUGAAGAAGCACCAGAUCCUGGAGCAGGCGGUGGAGGAUUACGCUGACACUGUCCACCAGCUGUCCAGCACCAGCCGGGGUCUGGUGGCUGCUGGACAUCCUGACAGCGAGCGUAUCGGGAUGCGUCAGUCUCAGGUGGAUAAGCUGUACGCCGGGCUGAAGGAUCUGUCAGAGGAGCGUCGGGGAAAACUAGACGAGCGUUUGCGUCUCUUCCAGCUGAACCGGGAGGUGGACGACCUGGAGCAGUGGAUCGCUGAGAGGGAGGUGGUGGCUGGAUCCCACGAGCUAGGACAGGACUAUGAGCAUGUCACUAUGCUGCAAGAACGCUUCAGAGAAUUUGCCCGUGACACCGGUAACAUAGGCCAGGAGCGUGUGGACACCGUAAACCGACAGGCGGAUGAGCUGAUCAACACUGGCCAUGGCGACGCCGCCACCAUCGCAGAGUGGAAGGAUGGUCUGAACGAGGCCUGGGCAGACCUGCUGGAGCUCAUUGACACCCGAACACAGAUCCUCGCCGCCUCCUACGAGCUGCACAAGUUCUACCAUGAUGCCAAGGAGAUCCUCAAUCGCAUCCUGGACAAACACAAGAAGCUCCCAGAGGAACUGGGUCGGGACCAGAACACAGUGGAGACCCUGCAGAGGAUGCACACCACCUUCGAACACGACAUUCAAGCACUGGGAACGCAGGUGCGGCAGCUUCAGGAGGACGCUGUUCGUCUGCAGUCUGCAUAUGCUGGAGACAAAGCUGACGACAUUCAGAAGAGAGAAGGAGAGGUCCUUGAGGCCUGGAAGAACCUGCUCGAGGCAGCUGAGGGUCGCAGGGUGAAGCUGGUCGACACUGGAGAUAAGUUCCGCUUCUUCAGCAUGGUGCGAGAUCUGAUGCUGUGGAUGGAAGAUGUCAUCCGUCUGAUCGAGGCUCAGGAGAAUCCCAGGGAUGUAUCAUCAGUGGAGCUGUUGAUGAACAAUCACCAGGGCAUCAAGGCCGAGAUCGACGCUCGCAACGACAGCUUCACAGCCUGCAUCGAGCUUGGGAAAGCCCUGCUGGCCAGGAAGCAUUACGCUUCAGAGGAGAUUAAAGAAAAGUUGUUACAGUUGACGGACAAGAGGAAAGACAUGAUUGACAAGUGGGAGGACAGAUGGGAAUGGCUUAGACUGAUCCUGGAGGUGCACCAGUUCUCCAGGGAUGCAGGUGUGGCCGAGGCAUGGCUGCUGGGUCAGGACCCGUACCUGUCCAGCAGGGAGAUUGGUCAGAGCGUGGACGAGGUGGAGAAACUCAUCAAACGCCAUGAGGCCUUUGAGAAGUCAGCGGCCACCUGGGAGGAACGCUUCGCUGCUCUGGAGAGGUUGACUACGAUGGAGUUAUUGGAAGUGAGAAGAGCGCAAGAGGAAGAAGAGAAGAGGAGACAACCCCCACCUACUGAGGGUCAGCCUGGAGAUGCACAGCACAGGGAGGGUGAGCCGGUGUCUCAGAACGGGCUGCCAUCUGAUCAGGAGUCUCCCAGGGAUAAUGUUGAAGGAGGCGAGGUGGUUAAUGGGGUGUCAGAGCCCAGCCCGGCAGGGUCUCCUGGGGCAUCUCGCAAGGGCAAGGCCAGCCAAGCAGCAACUCUGCCUGCUAAAACCCAGCAGGACACUCCCACAUCCCAGCUGGAGGGGUUCCUGCACCGCAAACAUGAGUGGGAGGGGCAUAAUAAGAAGGCUUCUAGCAGGUCGUGGCACAACGUGUACUGUGUGAUCAAUCAGCAGGAGAUGGGUUUCUAUAAGGAUCAGAAGAGUGCCAGUCAGGGCAUUCCCUACCACAGCGAGAUUCCCAUCAGCCUGAAGGACGCCGUCUGUGAGGUGGCGCUGGACUACAAGAAAAAGAAGCAUGUCUUCAAGCUCAAGAUUACUGAUGGGAAUGAGUAUCUCUUCCAAGCCAAAGAUGAUGAGGAGAUGAACGUGUGGAUCUCAGCAAUCACAGCCGCUGUCUCGGGCGUCAAGACGGAGAUCACUCCCAGCAGCCAUAGCACGCCCGCCCCUGCCGCACGUGCCCAGACGCUGCCAGCAUCCGUCGCCACAGUGGCGGCAUCGGCAGCCGAGUCCAGCCCAGGCAAACGAGAGAAAGACAAGGAGAAACGCUUCAGUCUGUUCAGCAAGAAGAAAUAGACGCUCCUCCUUCCCUCUUAUCUUCCUUCUCGUUCUCUUCUUCCUCUUUCCUCUGGUGCUGUUUGGGGCCGCUCCUCAAUAUCAAUCCAUCUUUGGUCAAAUAUUUGUUGAGAUGUCAACCAGUUUAGUGUCAGCUCCUAGCAACUAAUACUGAAAUAACUCAAAGUUAACCAUUAACAUGUAAAUUAGUUUAAAUUUUAAUCAAAACUUUAAUGCUAUAAUUAUGGGUUAAUGUAAAAAAAAUAAAAUAAUACAAAUAAAAGUUAAAAAACAGACUUUAUCAGCAGAGUAUAUUAGCAGUUGCUAUGUCAGAUAAAAUCCCAAACAGCCCUUCUUUCUCUUCCUCUUCUCCUCUUUCCUCCUCUUCCUCUUAAAGCGUGACUCCAGCAUGCAAGCUCCGAGCCAAAACUCUCCACUCUGUGCCUAUCAACUGUCCGGUCUGGCUCAGAGCUACAGUACAGCUACAACACACCACCUGAAUCCUCUGUUCAGUUUUUGUAAGAUAAGGAGCAGGAAAAAAUGAAUAUAAAAAAAAGAUUGAUAGAAGGAAAAAUAAUUAACACGGGGUCUGCAAACGCUUCUGUGGCAGCUGCUGUCAUUGAAAUAAAUCCAGAGUUUGCCGCUGAACAACACCACCAUGUAGAGGAGAAGUCCCAGAUUAUUCCUUAUUAUUAUUCUUAUUGCUAUUAUUUGUGUUUUCUAUAUCCUACUAUUUUUUUUUUGUUUCUUUUUUCUGCUUUCUCAUCACCCCCUGCUUUUUCGUCAACUACUGCCUUUCGUGGGUUGUGUUUACGCUCCCCAGAUGUCUCAGUUUUUGUUUUGUUUUCGUUCGUUUUUCGGGGAAGUUGUAGGUAGUUCCUGUUCGAGUCCAUCCUCAGUUUUUGCGAGGCCUUGUCUUUGCAAGAUGACGUGUAUCCCUCUGUAGUGGGGAAAACUGAGACCACAGCGGGGUAAAUCUCUUAAAUUACACCUCUUAGGAGUUUGUAAAAACAGGAUUUGGAGAAUCAGGUUAUGAGAGUCCUAAAAAUUUCAAGACAUUGAAUUUUAAUAACAAAACUAAACAGCUUUUUGUGCACUGACUAAUUCUGCUUUUCUACUGGUUGAAUUUUUGCAAUAAACCUGUGAAAAGCAGAUUUUCCUCAUUUGCGGUGCUGUCUAAUUCCUGCAGCAUCACACACAGCGGCUGUAAUUUAGAGCAUUACCCUGCGGUGCUUUGAACUGUAUGUAUAACUUGUGUAUAACAAACUGUUGAAAAUAAACCUGUGUUUAAUUUCACCUAUUAUUAUUACUACUAAUAAGACCUACCAACCGUUAUAAGCUUCACUUGAGUAUAACUUUCUUUACCUGAAAACCUAACAAUGUGUACACUUAACAAAUCUGAAUGAAGGAGCUGUCGAGUCGGCUCCACCCGGCUGGCUCGAUGGGGGAAUAAAUAACUGAGACCAGUAAGAAUGUUUGAUUGCUCAAACUUAAGAUCAUCCAGUAAGUUUUAUUUUCUACUCUCUACAUUUAGUUCUUUGGAAUAUGUUUUUGUUUCCUCCAGUAUGUAUUUUCUGUUCCACAGUUUAAGCUAUGUCUAAGGUUUAUUUAGUCUGACAAGUAUGGAGCCGUAGAUGUACUAUAAAAACAAAAUUAAGCAUUGCUGUUAAGUGGAUGAGUUGGUUAUAAAGCAUUUACUGAAAGUGAGUAAUGUUGCAGAAUAAUGAUCGCUUGCUUGUUGGCUUCAGCAUUCCAUAUUUUAAGAUUUCGGACGUUUGCAGCCGAAGAUCUUGCAGUGAAAUGUGAUGAGUUACUUAUUUUGUACGGGAGUAUUUUAAUGACAAGAUUAAUGAAAGAAAUCUGCGCUGUAAUUUACUUGUGCCAAAACAGAUUCAAAAUUGCAGUUUUAAGGGCAGAGUCUUUGCUACUCUUAAGGUUUUAGACCUUUCAAUAAAAACAGACUUCCUGUUCCAUGUUACAUCUAAAUUGGCUGCUGUGCUCUUGAUAGUCUGCUGAUGUUAUGGUUCAAACUCUGAACCAUUAACAACCUAAAGUAAGUCUUUUCAAGGCACUCAAAUUGCAGUGUAACUGAAUUUACAGCCAAAAUUUUUACUAUCCAGUGGUUUUCAAAGAAUUAAUACUCUUGUUGCUGAUCAGUUGUGCAAUCUCUAACAGAGCUAAUAAAAAUUAACAACAGCUUGACAUUGACAUAUUCUAUGGAAGCGUGUUUACACCUUUUCUUAGCCUAUGUUAAUAAAUUUCAAAACUGACUCUUUGAUUUCAAACCAACCCACAAAUUCAAACUCUGCUCUAACAACUACCUGAGUAAUCAAAGCUUGAAUCUGUUUCGUCCCAACUUUGUGCUAAUUUUGUCAUUAGUUUACUUCCAUACAUGCCAAAUAGAUGAAUGAACCCCCAAUGUGUUACAGAAGGGUGUGCUUGUUUUUUCCACAGCUGGAGGUGGGGUUUGGUUGGGUGGGGCUAAGGUUUUUUGUUGGUGAAACACUUGGAGUAACUGAAAACCUCUUCACUGAGUCAAAAGUCCUGAAAUAUUUCUUGUUUAGUUUUUUCUUUUUGCUACAAUCUCUGGCGAUUUGAUAAAUAUAGUGUGCAUUCCUCUGUCACUGUAACCAUAGUAACAAGAUAUUUCUUCAUACUGCACAAUCAAAAAUGCCACG
This is a messenger RNA of Cheilinus undulatus (humphead wrasse), 10583 nucleotides long. RefSeq names its product spectrin beta chain, non-erythrocytic 1. The transcript has 43 exons. Gene Ontology annotation, cellular component: cortical actin cytoskeleton; cell junction; cell projection. Lineage: Eukaryota; Metazoa; Chordata; Actinopteri; Labriformes; Labridae. The record is from RefSeq and is a predicted model, not a curated record. Gene Ontology annotation, molecular function: structural constituent of cytoskeleton; phospholipid binding; actin filament binding. The coding region runs from base 799 to 7926 and encodes 2375 amino acids. Gene Ontology annotation, biological process: actin cytoskeleton organization; protein localization to plasma membrane.